Aphidius gifuensis is the source of this 1202-nucleotide messenger RNA. Its product is annotated as speckle-type POZ protein-like B. Gene Ontology annotation, molecular function: ubiquitin protein ligase binding. The transcript has a single exon. The record is from RefSeq and is a predicted model, not a curated record. Gene Ontology annotation, biological process: regulation of proteolysis; proteasome-mediated ubiquitin-dependent protein catabolic process. Bases 138 to 1202 code for a protein of 354 amino acids. Gene Ontology annotation, cellular component: cytoplasm. NCBI's taxonomy places the organism in Eukaryota, Metazoa, Arthropoda, Insecta, Hymenoptera, Braconidae.
AUCCGGGGAAUCCCUCUUUUUCAUUGUGGAUCUGGUUGAGUUAAGUUGGUUAAGUUGUACAUACAGAUACGCAAAUACAAUUCUGCUAAAAAUAAGUUUAUCAAUUUAAAAACGAAUAUUAAUUAAUAUACAUAAUUAUGUCAGUACAUGCAAGACCUGCAACCCAGAGUUCCAUUAAACAUAUAAUGGCAAAACAAGAAUAUGUUACUGAUAAUAUGGAAACUUGUGAAUUUACGUAUGAAUGGACAAUUAAAAACUUCAUUCAGUAUAUAAGUGGUACAAUUGAAUCAUCAAAUUUUUCAUCUCAUUUUUCUGACUUUAACGAUGUAUGGAUUUUAAAAAUAGAUCCGAAUAAAGACUUAGGGACAUCUGGGUACCAGAUGAAGUAUAUGUCAGUACAGUUGAAACUUCAAUCAUUCAAUUCUACUUCACGAUUAUUUACAAAAUGUAAGAUAUUAAUUGACCCGGACAUUGUCAAAGAUGAAGAAUACGAGUUUGAUAAAUUUCCAAAAGAAAGUUCAUGGAUAAAUUGUAUUUCAAGAACAGAUUUGUCAAAAUAUUCUGGUAAAUAUUUACAAAAUGAUGAACUUAAAAUUUCUUGUACUAUGACAAUUUCUAGAGAACGAAAAAAUAAUUCUCCUGUAAUGUCAACAUUCAUUCCAAAGCCAGAAUUGAAUAUAGACUUGAAAAAGCUUUUGAUAACUGAACAAUCAGCUGAUGUCACCGUUAACGUGGGUCAAAAAUCAUUUCGUGUUAUCAAAGGAAUUCUUGCAGCACGUAGUCCUGUUUUUGAUGCAAUGUUUGAUCAUAAACAAUUCAAAGAAAAUAAAGAAAGUGAAGUGAUUAUUGAAGAUAUUGAAGAAGAUGUUUUCGAAGAAUUUUUACAUUAUAUUUAUACUGAGGAAACGGAAAAUGUUAACAAAAUACCAAUGGAAUUACUUGCUGUUGCUGAAAAAUAUCAGGUUGAUCGUCUUAAAAAAAUUUGUGAAGAAAUAAUAUGUGGAACAAUAAACUCUGAUAACGUUUCAAGUAUGCUUAUUUUUUCUGACAAAUACAAUGUUGAAAAAUUGAAGAAAAAAUGUUUGGAAUUUAUAAAAACAAACUUACAAGCUGUUUUGUCAAAGGAAGCAUAUCGAGAUUUAAAAAAAAAACAUCCUGGAGUUUUUUUAAGUGUUCUUGAAGCGAUUGCUGAUGUCAACUGA